This is a messenger RNA of Fraxinus pennsylvanica, 1371 nucleotides long. NCBI's taxonomy places the organism in Eukaryota, Viridiplantae, Streptophyta, Magnoliopsida, Lamiales, Oleaceae. The record is from the annotation of a GenBank genome assembly.
AUGGGGAAGCAAAGCAAAUCAAGAAAAGCAGAUUACAUAGGCAAAGGAAAGGUAACUCCGGUCCAAAUUGCAUUCAUCGUAGACCGUUAUCUUUCGGACAACAAUUACCCACAUACUCGAUCCGCUUUCCGAUCCGAAGCUUCCAAUCUCAUCUCCAAAUCCCCAGUUCGAGAAGCUCCCAAGAGUUUAUUGAGUUUGGGGGCUAUUUUGGAUGAGUAUAUAAGAUUGAAGGAGCAGAAGGUGAUGUUGGAUCAAGGGUGGUGCCGUUUAGAGCAGGAGAAAUCCCGGAUCCAGAAUUUGCUUCGGGGUAUGCAGGAUGUCAUGAAUGCAUACAAUGUUAAUGGAGAUAAUGUAACUCUUCCGCCACGGUUGCCACCAACCGUUUCAUCUAAUACAAUGCCAAAACAAGGGGAAGCAGGGCACAUUUCUAUGUACAACACUCCAGCUAUUAUGUCCAAACAAGAUUCCACAAAUUUCUCGAUUCCAAUUACAAGUCAUAGUAAUACGAAAAGAAAAGGAUCCGAAGAUGUCAAAGAUGCAGUUGUGACUGCUAAGAAAUCUCGCAAGCCCAAAGAUUCUAACAUAGUCAUGCAAACAGUCAAUUCAGAAAAGAAACAUGAAGUUUCUGCAUUUCAGUCAUAUGUUCACGAUAAUGCACUAGGCGAAUCAUCAGUUCAAGGAUCUAACGUUGUUAAAUGUUUGUCCACUCAGCCUAUGCCAUCCCCUCUGGCUAAUUCCUCUGGUCCUAAAACACCUCCACGAGCAUUGUCCCCUCGUACAGAGAAAUCUAUUUCUCCAUUGGAAAUUUGCUCGACUGCUACUUCCUCUGACAUUACUCAACAAAUCACAUCGUCUACUACACAGACAAUUCGAGUUAGUCCUGCCAAACAAAUAGCAUACUACUCUAUAGAGAAAACCCGUUGUAUUUCUACUUCCUCUCCGUUUAAGACAGACUUGAAGAGGCUCAAUAGGAUAGAACAUAUAAAAGGAAGGCUAGAUUUUGAUGAUUCUAACAUUCUAACUGUUUCAGAGAACUCAUCUCCCGAUGGUACCUCGACGUCAGAAUUUGAUAGGGAAGAGGGUAUCCUAGAUUUCGAUAUGACUAAUCUGGACAAUUUUGAUUUAGACUUUAAUCUUUCUGAACUUUUAGUCGAGUUUGAUCUUCACAGUGAUGGACCUGGUUUUUCCUGCCAGCUGCCGAUGGAUUCUUCUCCAUAUUCUCAUUUGGGAUCGUCAAAUCCAUCAGAGGCUGUUAACAGAUCGUCACUUCUAUCAGAGGACAUGGAUGUACUGGAUACUGUUACAACUAUGAUGUCUGCAACUAAAUGUAUCAAGAUUGUGAGUCCAGUUAAAAAUCAAAGGAACCCUUAG